Phytophthora nicotianae INRA-310 is the source of this 444-nucleotide messenger RNA. RefSeq lists its product as hypothetical. Bases 1 to 444 code for a protein of 147 amino acids. The transcript is spliced from 2 exons. The record is from RefSeq and is a predicted model, not a curated record. NCBI's taxonomy places the organism in Eukaryota, Oomycota, Peronosporomycetes, Peronosporales, Peronosporaceae.
AUGGCGCAGGGCAGCGGGUACCUAAAGAAGGGCAAGAGGGGCGUCAAGAAUGCAGGUUCCAGGCCCUCCAAGAAGGCCGUGAGCUACUCACACAAGAAGUCCGCGGCCAAGUUCACCAAGAAAGGCAACCCUACCACAGAGAUCCGUCGUGGCUGCAGCGGUAUGAAGAACCACGGCAGCAAGGCUGUCACGGGCUUCAUCAAUCAAAAUCUGGAGAACAUCAUGGCCAGUCGCGUGCUGCAAGCCGGCACGUCGCUGGCUCUGAGCGACGUCAAGGCGCACGGCAAAGAGCGACUCAAGGAGAUCAACCAGCACGCCCGCACCAAGAAGAAAAGCCGCGUCGCACAGAAAUUGGCUGCAUUGGAGCGAUCCAUCAAGGAUCAGGAGGAAGGUGGCACCAAGCACAAGCGCCCCACAGCCGCAGCAGUCGUCUCGCAUUCGUAA